AUGCGCUUCGUUCUUUCCCUUCCUGAUGAGUUCCUAGCCAAGCGUGGGCUUGACCGCUCAACGCUUGAGCUUCUUGCUGAGCAGGAAGAGCUGUUCCUUGCCAACAGCCGACGCUUCGAAAACUCCGAUGCGCCUUUGCCUCAGGGCAUAUCUCGUAGCGAGAUGGAAGCGAUUGUUCAGCAAGAACUGGCUGAGUUUGGAGCGGCCGCCUACCCCCCAUCAUCGUUCUUCGGGACCUCUGGAUCACUUUUUCCCCGUCGCCAACAAGCCGCCCACCAUCUCGUCGCGGUUGCUUCUGCUGGCACUGCUUCACAAUCCCGCGACGGCACAGAUUGGACAUUGAUUCGUGGGCGGGUAGUCAAUGCAACCAACACAUAUCACUCGUAUUCACGAGAGGCUGGUGGCGGUCAGUAUCCAGGUCGUUAUGUGUUUGAAAGAGAGCGAGUCUACCAGAGACAGCCCGACGGCACAUACCGCUGGGUUGCUUUUGCGCAGUGCUCUCGCGCCACGCUGGCCGGGAGUGCCACAAAAAACCUCGAGCAGAUAGUUCGAGACGUCGGCGGAAACCCUGCGACAUUCAAGUCCAGGAGCGACAUGGCAGACUUUGUGUUGGCCCGGGAGCGGCCUCUAGGCGUUGUUCGCAAGGAGGACGAAGCAGAGAUAUUCUGCGGUUCGUUUCCAGUCAAUUUGGGCCCACCGGCGUCAGAGUGCUACUGGGGUGUUGGGCAGUGGGAGAAUGGGGUCCUCCACAUUGAAUCAGCCUUGCAGGUGCAGGUGGAGGACUGGAGGGUAACACCGUAUGUGGGUUAA
Messenger RNA from Exserohilum turcica Et28A, 810 nucleotides. RefSeq lists its product as uncharacterized. The record is from RefSeq and is a predicted model, not a curated record. The transcript is spliced from 2 exons. The coding region runs from base 1 to 810 and encodes 269 amino acids. Lineage: Eukaryota; Fungi; Ascomycota; Dothideomycetes; Pleosporales; Pleosporaceae.